Ectocarpus sp. CCAP 1310/34 is the source of this 2543-nucleotide messenger RNA. The record is from the annotation of a GenBank genome assembly. Lineage: Eukaryota; Phaeophyceae; Ectocarpales; Ectocarpaceae.
GUCAGCCUGCGUGGGGCACUCUCUUUCUCCCCUGUCUAUCGUGCGUUAGUCCUGCGGAUCUAAUACAAGCCAUCAACGAGACUUUCUAGUUACUGGACACAAAUGCGGGCAUACCCGGCAUAAGACUCCGGCUCUAAGAGUUAUCAACACUCUAGAGUUAGCUUUCUCCAUCGUCCUUGCAAGGAAACGAAAGCAAAGCCCGUGCCAGCAACGAUGUCGGGAGGAGUCUCGGAGGAGGAGCUCGCUGCGAAACUCGGAGAAGUCGAGCGAACGCUGACGGCCCGCUUUGAAGAACAGCAGGCAAAGGCUGAGGGAAGGAUGGAGAAGCUCCUUGGUCGCUUCGAGGGACUAUUGCUCCAGCAGUCCGCACGAGACGGAGGAGGAGGGUCACACGGCGCCGCGAUGGAUGGGGGCGCUGUGGGCGGUGCGGUUGGAUUCCAGGAGGGAACCGGGAGGAUUUCCGCCGCGGGGAACCUACCCAAGACUGUGGGGCCUGGCGCUCGGGACAGCGGCGGCGUCAGCGGUGGAGUAGCGGGCGGCACAACACACGAGCCUGUUGAUCGCGGGACAAGCACUCGGUCCGAGAGAGCUGGAGUAUGGCAUUCAUGGCGAUUCUGGUGACCACUCGUCGCAGAGGAGCAAAAACACAGCGCGGUUUUUCUCCUCUGCGACGAGUCGGCAUUCACCAGAAUCGCCAUGAAUGCCAUACUCCAGCUCUCUCGGACCGAGUGCUUGUCCCGCGAUCAACAGGCUCGUGUGUUGUGCCGCCCGCUACUCCACCGCUGACGCCGCCGCUGUCCCGAGCGCCAGGCCCCACAGUCUUGGGUAGGUUCCCUGAGGCGGAAAUCCUCCCGGUUCCCUCCUGGAAUCCAACCGCACCGCCCACAGCGCCCCCAUCCAUCGCGGCGCCGUGUGACCCUCCUCCUCCGUCUCGUGCGGACUGCUGGAGCAAUAGUCCCUCGAAGCGACCAAGGAGCUUCCCCAUCCUUCCCUCGGCCUUUGCCUGCUGUUCUUCAAAGCGGGCCGUCAGCGUGCGCUCGACUUCUCCGAGUUUCGCAGCGAGCUCCUCCUCCGAGACUCCUCCCGAUAUCGUUGCUGGCACGGGCUUUGCUUUCGUUUCCUUGCAAGGACGAUGGAGAAAGCUAACUCUAGAGUGUUGAUAACUCCUAGAGCCGGAGUCUUAUGCCGGGUAUGCCCGCAUUUGUGUCCAGUGACUAGAAAGUCUCGUUGAUGGCUUGUACGAAGUAUUAGAUCAGCGCAAAUAUCUAUCAGGUGUUGUCUCCAAAAAAAAAGGGAGGGGCAUCUGCACGCGCCCCCAGAUGUAGGGGGGGCAGCGACAGCAGACGCACCCCAGAUGUGGGGCAGUAAUUUUUUAACUGGCGCGUUCCCAGGUGCAAUGAGGGCGACGCGAGUCCAAGCCCUCCAGAUGUAGGCGAGGGCAGCAGUUCUUCACCGGCGCGCCCCCAGAUGUACGGGGGGCGACACGGGUAUUUUCGGCUGGGCGGUUCUCCAGAUGAAGGGGGAAGCAGCAAGGUCAUCACAGAUCUCCGCCGGCGCACUCCCAGAUGUAGGGGGGGCAGCGUAGGCAUUUGUUUUUGCAGUCGGCGCGCUUACCAGGGUGGCGAGCAGCAGCGGGGGUCUUUGCUAGUGGGUUGGAGGAGCCGGAGCCCGCUCGGCAACGGAGGCAAGACCCCUGCCGAGACCGACAAUUUUCGGUUGGCACCGGUAGCAGAGAAUACUCGUAGCAGUUUUGAGUUUUUUGUGUGUAGUCGCAAAAUAUGGGAGGGAAUCCAAUGUUGCGUUAAACCGAUGUUAGUGAACGUGCAUGUCUCUGACGACCUCCCCUUAAUAGUCGCUACCGUGUUUGUAUCGUAUCAAUGUUUUCCCUUGCUGUUUGAAUUAGUCGCGUAGGACAUUCGCAACCGCGAAACUCAAAGGCUGGAUGUCACGGGGGAGCACUGUGGCAUUCCAUGCGCAGUGACGUUUUAGGUAUUGAUCUGAUUUUCUGUUUGUUGCGUGAGAGGUCGUUCCAACGCUCGCAAUCCAAACUGCCGGGCCCCCUGACACGCAAUUUGUUGAAUGAUUGUGUUUGUUCAUGCCUGUUGCUGCAUUUUAGCCAGCGUUGGUAUUUUGAUGUUUGUCUUCCCCUGAAAAUGUUGAGAUGAUCAUCCGAACCAUCGAUGUAGUUUGGUCCGCUUGUUAUGUCGCUAUGUUGGGGAAUUGGAGUAGUUGAGAUGACAACGAGCAUGUUUUGUUUUGUGAUCGUAGAACCAUUGCGAGGGUUUUUGGCUCGGCGGCCGGGUUUUCCCUUGCAACCCAUUUUUUCUGUGUGAUUUUCGGUGAUACCCGAGCACGUUGAGCAACACACGGUGAUGGUUAAUUACUAAUGUAAGGAACCAAGGAGAGUGUUCGUAGGAGGGUGUUCGUGUGUGUGCGUAUGUGGGAAGGAUCUGAGGACGGUUCUGUGUUCCGUAGAUGAAGGGACAUACGAUGGUACCUUUUGUGGUAGACUUUCGAUGAGUCAGCGGUGCCCCCAUGCUGCG